AGACGCUACUACUCGCCAGACCGCCAGACGACUUAUAACAUGGACUCACGCGAACAUGUGGACGUCUAGUUGAAAACCGGUCAUGCCGUUGUCAAAAACUGUGUUGAAGUGCGAUCAUUUUAAAAACGAGACAUGACCAUCCACUAGCUGGUAAUACAGAGUCUUGUGGAGAAUUGUUGAAUAUUAUCUAGUUACAAAUUGGUCAUAGUGUAGUCCAAAAUUGAGUCAGUGCGUAAGUCUCACUGAUAAAAAGCUUCAGCCACGUGACAGGCGCGCACUUUAUUUAAGUAACACUGCGCUUCUGAAUAGAUGCAGUACAAAUCGCUUAUCGGUAUAGUGCGCGUCGUUGUUUAUCAUUCCGAUCGCUCUUACGCUUACAGGUCUAUUGGAGUAACGGCUCUCGGGACCACCUCAUCAUCAUCAUAAUCGAUAUAAACAUUAUUGAAUUUUGAACUGUUGUGAACACUGUUUUUUUCUGCAAUAGCGUACACUCUAAAAGAGAUCAUGAUACGCCUUGUACAACAGCUACAAAACUCACUUCUGAUGUAGCUCCACUAGAGUAAGGCAAUACUUCUCAUACGUCUUCUCAUAUCGAUAAGUGAACAUUGCCACCACUCAAAAUUAUAAACAAACAACUUCUAGGUCAACCAAUUAUAUUCCCGAUAAUGGAUCGAAAACAUCUAUAAAUAAAAGCUACCUUGAAUGUAUUGAUUCGUCAAUUUUCCAAUAAACUCGUUUCUCAAUUCAUUGAUCCCCACAAGUUUUUCUGUGUAAUUUAAACCUAAUUUUAGGAAAUCAAUCACAAUAAAGAAUAAGCCAUGCAACUGUCAUGAGAUGAAAAGAGAGAGAGAGAUAGACCAAAAUCGCCGAACACCCUGGACGUUGUCUGCAGGGAUCUGAAGGUGUAGCAUUCCGGCCUGAAGAAAGAAUGCGCAACCCCAAGAACUCAACUAAUAGAAUGAGACAACAUACUUACCAAGGAAAUUCAAAACUCGAGGAAUAUGUCAUCGAAAUAAGUAGAAAAUAAGAACAGGCCGACAAGCUAUGUCCUCGUGUGCGUCCUCUUCGAGCGUGAGAUUGAAUUCGAUGAAAAUGCAAGAAAGGCGACUAGCAUUGCCUCUACUGGGGGUACUUGUAUGGGUACUCUCAAUACAUUCAGGCACCUAUGCGGGUGCUACUUUAUUGCCCAUCCCGAUUACAGGCGCCGGCCUACUCCGCACGUCCGCUGACCAACGUGAACCGCCACUUCCCCAUGCCUACGACCGCCUGCUGGUCACGCCCUCCGAUUUGAAUGAUAGCGUCGUCUUCGCCGAACGCAUCCUCGACACGCUGCAUCGAUUGGAGGCCAACCUGGUCAGUGCCAAGGUGAUAUUAAAGGACGGCACGCCUUCACAAGGCGAGUUCGCCGCGGGAACGCCCGAAGUGGAGGCGUUGCAGAGAGGCAGGCAGGCGCUUAGAGCUGUUGAGGCUAGCAUUCAGUUAGUGGUGCAUAUGUGUGGAAGCAUGUCAUUCAACUACAAAGACUGCGCCCGUUUCAUGAACCGGUUUAGCUUGGACGGAACACCUCUAGGAUCAUCGUGUGAACAUCUCACCAAGAAGUGUACCGCUGAAGAAUAUGGCUACAUGUAUAGAUCUGGUGAUGGUUUGUGCAACAACGGAAAGAACGGAGCUUGGGGAGAAGCUUUCACAGCAUAUGCAAGACUUCUACCGGCUGACUACCUUGACGGCAUUCGCAUCCCGCACCGAGCUGUCAACAAGCGCCCUCUGCCAAAUCCAAGACUCGUCAGUCUUACUUUGGUCACGAACACCGGCAUUCCUACCCGUGAUUUGACGUUGGCUGUGAUGCAAUGGGGGCAAUUCUUGGAACAUGACCUUAGCAGAACGGCAGUAUCUGUGAUGAGAAGGAGGUACAACCGUUACUUGUAUCGAAGUUGCCAAGAAUUUCAAGCCAUAGGUGAAAACGACAUGUUCCUUCUGAUACUACUAUUGCUGUCUUUUGAUGGAGUUCACUCGGACAACACUAUCAGGUGCUGCAACUCGGACAAUUACAACUUGUCUCCGAGAUAUAUCCAUCCGUUGUGUUCACCCAUAGAAGUACCAGCAUCGGAUGAAUACUACCACAAGCACAACGUCGGAUGCAUGAACUUUGUCAGAUCGGUACCAGCUGUCAGAUCAGAUUGCAGUUUUGGACAUGCAGAGCAACUCAAUCAAGCAACACACUUCUUGGACGGAUCCCAAAUUUACGGAGCAACAGCAAAUAAGACUGCAAGUCUUCGUGCUUUCUACAGUGGAAGACUGAAGGUUUCCAAAGCUCAGUUCCCACCACUUUCUUCGCACCCUACCAAGGACUGUCUUGUAUCUUCGGAUUCUGACGUAUGUUUUACGUCUGGAGACUCCCGUGUCAACUUUGAGCCUGUGCUCACCGCCAUGCAUACGCUUUGGUUCAGGGAACACAACCGAAUAGCUGAUCGAUUGGCAACACUCAACAAGGACUGGGAUGAUGAGGUCAUCUUCCAGGAGGCCAGGAGGAUUGUUAUUGCCGAGAUACAACAUAUCACUUAUAAUGAGUGGAUGAACAAAGUACUAGCCCCAAGAUACGUCAGGAUUAUCAACAGGCUCGCCGACUACAGCCCUAACACGAACCCAUCAGUAAGCAACAGUUUUGCCACAUCAGUGAUGAGGGCCAUGAAGUCGCUUUACAGCGGUAAGAUCUGGCUGGUCAAGGAGGGUCGUCUGGAAAACGCCAGCGUGCUCAAUCUGCACGAACACUACAAUAGACCUGGAGUGAUCCAGAAACCUGGUGUCCUUGAUGAGAUAUUGAGAGGCUUUACCACGCAGAGCAGCCAGAAGUUGGAUUUCGCCUUCACCGAUGAUCUUGUUAACAAACUUUACAGCGAUGGAAAUUAUGGUUACGACCAAUUAAGUUUGGACAUCGCUCGAGGCAGAGACCAUGGACUUCCUGGCUACAAUCAGUUCAGGGAACUGUGUGGAUAUCCUCUGGCUACUUCUUUUGAAGAUUUCUCCGACGUUAUGUCACAAGAGAAUAUUGAAGCAUUGCAAAAGAUUUACAAUGAUCCAGCCGAUGUUGACUUGAUCAUCGGUGGACUGGCUGAAACGCCGCACGCGUCAUCAGUUUUCGGUCCCACGUUCUCCUGCAUUGCCGCAGAUCAGUUGCUACGCACAAGGCGCGGAGAUCGCUUCUUCUAUAGCAACCCUUGGCAGCCAAAGCCUUUCACGUCAGAGCAACUGAAGGAGAUCAAGAAGACAACAUUUGCCAGGAUAAUUUGCGAUAAUGCCGAGGACAUCAAACAGAUGCAACCAGAAGCGUUCAAGAAGUUGAGUGACAGUAACAAACUCGUGAACUGUGAUAACGAAUCCCUGAUUCCUAAGCUAAACUUUAUCCCAUGGGCGAACACCAGGGAUAAAUACUCCUAUUAAGGAAGUUAGCUGUACAUAUUCAAGUUGGAUGAAGCGAAACUUCACUGUCUUCGAAGACUGAUACUUUAAUGGCUGUUUCUAGUAUUAAGUUAUCGUUUUAUAUAUAUAUAUAUAUAUAUAUUGUAUGAUGCGUGCGUGAUGCUCAAAGUUUGUACAAUCUUAGAUAUAGUGCUUUGUUUGUGUAGAGAAGAGAUCUAUCGAAAAGGCCGGUUUUAUGCUGAAGUAAUAUUUAUACUGUAGGUGGCUGUUGAAUCCUUAUCAACCUUAGGACCUUGGAGAAAUUUUCAUUUUUGUUCUUUUCUUCCUAUUUUGUACUUAAGUCGGAACUAACAUACUAUGUUGUUAGUGUAACAUCUGAAACUUAUCCUGUGGUUUACAUAUCGAUAAUCAUCCAUGCUUCUCUGGCCAAUAAAAACCACAUCUAUUUGAAGCUCCUUCUUGAUACAAACGUUUCAACCAUAAAGGUGAUCUUAUUCUUACAAUGACAUAUGUAUGUAAUUGAAACGUUUUCAUUAAUGAUGGGAGAUUAUUAAUAUACUGUAUUGUAUUUAUAAAUUUUUCAGCCCUCUAAAAACUUUUCAAUAAUAUAUUUUGGAAACAUAUAAUCAGAAACAGUAUUUCACAUGGCUUACGUAAGAAAUGCGGGAAGAAUGAAUACAAAUUGAUCCAGAAAUCAACUAUUGUGAAAAUGAUAAAUGAAGUAUACAUUCCGCGUAGAAUCGGCCUUAUUAGCUUUAGAGGCCUGGAAUAAUGAAUUCGAUCUUUUAAAGAAUUCGAAUAAAUGUCAUUAACAAUACUUUCAAAUUUUUAUACAUUGCUCAGUGAUCAAACAAAAUUUUCGUAGAUCACAUCAAAAAGCAUCGACUUAUACAGGGUGCUACAGAUUCUAGUCCAAGUACGUAAAAUGUAAGACAUUUUUUUCCUUUAUAUAAUUUCUAAAUUCGUAGGAUAAAUAAGAAACAACAAGGAAAUGCUUUUUUGUUUUAGGCUUACCUCUUAUUAGAAAGUAGAGAACAGAUUAUUUUUGCUAUUUGUUGAGUUUUGGGACUAAAUUUGGCGAGUCUUUCUUUCGGAUAUUUAAAUUUUCAAAACUGACUAUGCAAGUAUAAAAACUAAGUUUUCUUUCAAUUUUAUUGUACUUCAAAACAUCCUGUAUAGGUCUGUGAGUUCAGUAAGGUGAUGAUACUUUCAUCAUCAUUUUUCAGAACGAUAUAUGUACGGUUUUGUUUUUAAAAUCCUUAACAAUAUUGAAAUCUGAUCAAAAUGAAAAAGACCAUUUUUUAUAGCUAUUUAAUAUGAAUUUCUUCCGUACUCUUCUUUUUAUGUGCCAAUGUCAAUUGGACAAUAUAAACUGUUAACCUCAACUGCAGAUUCAUUGUCAAUAUAGAGUUUAACAGCGGCCUUCAUUUUUUCUCUUGUGCUACUCACCGUAUUUCUAAAGUAUUCGUAACCAAAUGUUCAAGAACCCUACUCAUUAUUUAUUAAGAUUUUGUGUGAAGCUAUAUUAGUUUUGCAUUUGCUGUUAUGUUGUUUACUAGAUUUAUAACAAAUAUAUUUUCAGUAUU
This is a messenger RNA of Acanthoscelides obtectus, 5003 nucleotides long. NCBI's taxonomy places the organism in Eukaryota, Metazoa, Arthropoda, Insecta, Coleoptera, Chrysomelidae. The record is from the annotation of a GenBank genome assembly.